AUCGGUACCAGGGUGCAUUGCGGCAAAAUGGCUGCCCCCAGGGGGUACUACACUGGUCUAGCUCGGGCCUUGUUAGGGGCCUGGCAGGUGGUUUCGCAUGCAGGGAGGGAAUGGGUUGCUCUGCCCGGCUGUCUUCCAGGUAGCCAAGUGAGGUGCGUGUCCUGUGUCGUGGGCGCCACUCUCUCUAGUCCCCUCCUGGCCUCAGCCUCUAGUCGUUAUGGCCAGGACUCUGCCUUGGACCGUAUCCUUGGAUUUCCUCAGCCUGACAGUUCGUUGGUUCCGAGCGUUCCCGCGGUGUCGGUGCACAGAGAUGAGCAGAAUCUACUCUUGGUCCAUACUCCUGACAUGCCUGAGAAUCCACGGGUCCUCCGAGUGGUCCUCCUGGGAGCCCCAAAUGCAGGGAAGUCAACACUCUCCAAUCAGCUGCUGGGCCGUAAAGUGUUUCCUGUCUCAAAGAAGGUGCACACCACUCGAUGUCAAGCUCUGGGAGUCAUCACAGAGAAGGAGACCCAGGUGAUUCUGCUUGACACACCUGGCAUCAUCAGUCCUGUUAAACAGAAGAGGCACCACCUGGAGCGCUCUCUGCUGGAAGAUCCAUGGACAAGCAUGGAAUCUGCUGAUCUUGUUGUAGUUCUUGUGGAUGUGUCAGACAAGUGGACCAGGAGCCAGCUAAGCCCCCAGGUGCUGCAGUGCUUGACCAAGUUCUCCCAGGUCCCUAGCAUCCUCGUCUUAAACAAGGUAGAUUGCCUGAAGCAGAAGUCAGUUCUCCUGGAGCUGACCGCAGCCCUCACUGAAGGUGUAGUCAAUGGCAAGAAGCUUAAUAUCAAGCAGGCCUUGCGCUCACACCCUGGCACCCACUGUUCUGGCCCUGAAACUAAGGACCCAAAUGCACACUCAGUGAGAAACCCUCAGAAAAUUGGCUGGCCCUACUUCCAGGAAAUCUUCAUGUUAUCAGCACUAAACAACAAGGAUGUGAACACAUUGAAGCAGUACCUUCUGGCACAGGCCCAGCCAGGACCCUGGGAGUUCCAUAGUGGCGUCCUCACUAGCCAGACACCUGAAGAGAUCUGUGCCAAUAAAAUCAGAGAGAAGCUCCUAGAGUACCUGCCUGAGGAGGUGCCCUACAGUGUGCAGCAGAAGACAGUGAUAUGGGAGGAAGGACCAAGUGGGGAGCUAGUGAUCCAACAGAACCUUCUGGUGCCCAAAGAAUCUCACGUGCGGAUCCUGAUUGGUCAGAAGGGCCUCUUGAUCUCCCAGAUUGCACAGGAGGUAGGCCGAGACCUCAUGGACAUCUUCCACUGUGACGUUCUCAUCCGCCUCUCUGUGAAACUCCUCAAAUGACCAUCCUUUGUUGUUCUCCCAGUGGAUCCCUGCUCAAGCUGCUGGCAGACUCACUGACUAGAGCUCCCCCUGUCAGAGGGGUCUAGAGGACUGGGAGGGUCAUGGAUAUUGACUGGCUGCUAGCCAGCCUGGCGUUGCUGAGUCUGCACAGUGCCUGCUCAACCAUGUUUCCAUUGGAGGAGAGAAGCUGCCUUAGCUCAGUUCUCAGGUAGUUCCUCUGCCUAGGGUCUGAGUUCUAUAGGGCACAUGCUAAACCACAUCCUCAAACCCCAUGGUUAUAAGUCACAUCCCCAGGUUGUAAGCACAUCCUCUGCUAGCCUUGGAACCAAACCCUUGCCCUGAGUGUCCAGUUGUUGGUAGGAACACAA
Messenger RNA from Mastomys coucha (southern multimammate mouse), 1709 nucleotides. RefSeq names its product Era like 12S mitochondrial rRNA chaperone 1 (gene Eral1). The transcript is spliced from 10 exons. Gene Ontology annotation, cellular component: mitochondrial matrix. The record is from RefSeq and is a predicted model, not a curated record. Gene Ontology annotation, molecular function: ribosomal small subunit binding; rRNA binding; GTP binding. Gene Ontology annotation, biological process: ribosomal small subunit assembly. The coding region runs from base 28 to 1341 and encodes 437 amino acids. Lineage: Eukaryota; Metazoa; Chordata; Mammalia; Rodentia; Muridae.